This is a messenger RNA of Drosophila ananassae, 1147 nucleotides long. Its product is annotated as 4-nitrophenylphosphatase. Lineage: Eukaryota; Metazoa; Arthropoda; Insecta; Diptera; Drosophilidae. Gene Ontology annotation, molecular function: phosphatase activity. Gene Ontology annotation, cellular component: cytoplasm. The transcript is spliced from 6 exons. The record is from RefSeq and is a predicted model, not a curated record. The coding region runs from base 157 to 1059 and encodes 300 amino acids.
GAGCUCUGCGCUUAGUUACAAAUCUGUCGCGUCUGGUGACAAAGUGGUUGGCGCAACGCUUGAGUGCAACUUAGAGUGGCAAGAAAUCCCGUGCGAGACUUAUCAGACUCUCUUACAGAUCCGGAUUUGUGCCAACUAUUCGUCAUUGCAAUCGUUAUGAGUUCGCUUAAACAAAUUAAAGAGCUGAGUCCGGAGGAGCGUCAAGAUUUCGUUGAGUCUUUUGAUUUGGUUUUCUGUGACUGCGAUGGAGUCGUGUGGUAUCCUCUUCGCGAAUUUAUCCCCAGAUCAGCGGAAGCCCUGACUAAUUUGGAACGUCAUGGAAAGAAAGUUACAUUUGUAACUAACAACAGCAUUAUUUCUGUAAAGGAUCAUAUAGAAAAGUUUUCUAAACAGGGACAGCUAUUAGUACACGAGGACCAAAUAGUCCACCCUGCUCAGACCAUUUGCGACCAUUUAAAGUCAAUCAACUUCACGGGAGCUAUAUAUUGCCUUGCCACCAAUUCUUUUAGAAAGGUUCUGACGGACGCAGGAUUCCAGUUGGCCGAAGAGUUCGGCAGUGUGAUCAAGACUCUCAAGGAUCUUAACGAGGCUAUAUAUGGCGGAGAUCCUGCCCAGGCAGUCGUCAUCGAUGUGGACUUCAACUUGUCGGCUGCUAAGAUGAUGCGGGCUCACGUCCAACUCCAAAACCCAGAGUGUCUGUUCCUGGCCGGAGCUGCAGAUGCUUUGAUACCUUUUGGAAAAGGCGAGAUUAUUGGUCCCGGAGCGUUCAUCGAUGUCGUAACUCAAGCCGUGGGCCGCCAGCCUAUAACUCUCGGAAAGCCCGGAAAAGAACUGCGAAAGGUGCUAUUGGAGCGCUAUCCGGAUAUCCCGGCGAGUCGCAUUCUUUUCGUUGGCGACAGCUUGACAAGCGACAUUGAAUUCGCUCGCGCCAGUGGCUACCAGACUCUGCUCGUCCUUACCGGCGGGACGAAGUUGGAGGACGUGGAGUCUCUACCGUCGGGGCAUCCUCAGUUGCCGGACUAUUUGGCUGAUUUUUUGGGUGAUUUGGCAGAUAUUUAAUAAUUAUUUAUGAUUUUUUUGUCACAUCGUUUAUUUAAUGUUACAUAUUCAAUAUAAUAAACUAAUUAUGUGAAUAUUUAAUGGAAAA